AACAACUAUUUUUUUUUUAUAAUAUUCGUGUAUAUUAUUAUUUUAUUAAUAUUUUUAUUUUUAAACAUAUUAGUUUUUUUUUUUAUUAGCUUUUAUUUAUUAUAAUAAUACAUUCUUUAUACAAAUAAUUUUAAUUUUAAUUUUAAUUUUUUAUUUAUUUAUUUAUUUUUAUUUUUUUAAUUUUAAUUAAAUUUAAUUUUUUUUAUUUUUUUUAAAAAAAUUUUAUUCAUCACCAACCAUCUACUCUUCAUUAUUUUAUAUCAAAAUUCUUUUCAAUAAUGAAAACUAAAUCUUCAAAUAAAAAAAAUGUCACAGUAAACAACACAACAACACCAAUUAUUUCUACUAAUUCCAUUCCAGUAAAAAAUGAAGAAGAUGAAUUAGCUGAAAUCGAAAUUGUAAAGAAACAAUUUCAAGAGUUUAAAAUUAAAAAUAAAAAGCAAAAAGAAGAACAUGAAAAAGAAAUUAAAAAGAAGUUAGAGAAUGAGCAACAGAGCAAUCAUCCACAUCAUAUUGCCGAUCACUCUCAUUCUGGUAUUAAAAGAUCCAAACCAUUAGCACCAACUUCUGCAUUUCAAUUCUACAAAGAUGCAAAUCCUUCAAAAUCACCUGGUUUCCUUUUAGAGAAAUGGAGAGAAUUGGCUGAUCAUGAAAAAAAGCAUUUCAAUGAUAUGGCACAAAAAGAUAAAGAAAGAUAUCAUACCCAAAUGGAGGAGUAUGAAAAGAUUCACAGCCAAGUCACCCAUCAAAAACUUCAAAAGAAACAAAUAAAAAAGAAAACAUCUGAUGAUGAAUCACAGAAUAAUGGCCCAAAAAAAUUGACUAAAAAAGAGAAAUUAAAAAAAGCUCAAGAAGAUAAAGAAAUUGCAAAACAAGAAAAGUUAAAUGGUACAAAGAAAUAUUCAAAGAAAUCUGAAACUGUUGUCACUAUAUCUUCAUCUCCAUCUAAAAAAACUGUAAAUAUUAAAAAAUGUAAUAAUAGCAAUGAUGAUAGUGACAGUGAUGACACUGAGGAAGAGGAAGAAGAAGGAAAUGAUUGUGAAGAAAAUGAAGAGGAAGAAGAUGAAGAAGAUGAAGAAGAUGAUGAUGAAGAAGAUGAAGAAGAUGAUGAAGAAGAUGAUGACGAAGAUGAAGAUGAAGGAGAUGAAAGUGGUAAUGAAUCAAACCAUAGUGCCUUCGAAGAAGAUGUAUUUAUUGAUGAAGAUGAUACAGAUGGAUGGGGAGAAAUGAAAAGAGGCUUCAAGUCCUCCCAUCACAAUUCUUCAAAUGCAAAACAUAACAAUAGAAGAGUAAAAUGGAAUAAAUAAAAUAAAAUUUUUAGAAUCAAUUUUCAUUGUUGUUUUUUCUUUUUUUGAUUAG
Dictyostelium purpureum is the source of this 1359-nucleotide messenger RNA. RefSeq lists its product as uncharacterized. The transcript has 2 exons. Bases 279 to 1307 code for a protein of 342 amino acids. NCBI's taxonomy places the organism in Eukaryota, Evosea, Eumycetozoa, Dictyosteliales, Dictyosteliaceae. The record is from RefSeq and is a predicted model, not a curated record.